Messenger RNA from Oncorhynchus keta (chum salmon), 7545 nucleotides. RefSeq names its product rho GTPase-activating protein 32-like. Bases 670 to 6444 code for a protein of 1924 amino acids. NCBI's taxonomy places the organism in Eukaryota, Metazoa, Chordata, Actinopteri, Salmoniformes, Salmonidae. Gene Ontology annotation, cellular component: actin cytoskeleton; Golgi apparatus; fibrillar center. Gene Ontology annotation, molecular function: protein binding; phosphatidylinositol binding; GTPase activator activity. The record is from RefSeq and is a predicted model, not a curated record. The transcript has 24 exons. Gene Ontology annotation, biological process: small GTPase-mediated signal transduction.
UCACGAACGGUACGCCUCUGCGCGUUCACGAUGUUCUCGGAUUCUCUCCUGGAAGUGGUGGUUCGAAUGUUUUAGUGCGAGCCUCCAGUUUGAUAGUAAAGUUUACCUAUAAAACUGUCCUUCAACUGGCUGCAAAGGGAAUUUCAGUCAAUGUUUUCUCAUUGUGAAGUACCAUCACAUUUUUUAAGGCAGUCUAGCUUUACUUAAACACGAUAACAGCUGUUUGAACAUUGCCAACGAGCCAUCUCCAGCGGGACUUUUUGAACACACGGACAGCGAGAUUGAGGCGAUAUUAUUUUUUUAUGGGACGUAACGUUGUUGUUCAGGAAACAUUUACCUAACAAGCUUAACGUUAGCUAUAUACAAUAUCUAGCGUCUUUGGUUUGUUUUAUAAUGCGGUGUUUUGGCUCCAAGGGAUCAAGCUGUGUUUCUGCAGCUGGCGUGGAAGACACCAGGAGGAGGAAACUGUGGUGAAAGCGAGAGUGAUAAACCCGAAAAACAUCUCUUCAAACACACCGUGGCAACAGGCCCCUGCACAACACUCCUCGGGGCAAUGAGUCAUUCUAGGCAAAGUCGCUGACCCAUUGCACAGAUGCACUGCAGAGGACAUAAAGAAGAUUAAUUUCACUCACUGGCAACCGAAGGCUUCUCCUGCAGUGAGCCAAUAUCAUGGAGGCAGCAUUGGGGAGUGCAGCUCUAGGACUGCUCGGAGCCACGGCAGCAGCCAGCCAUGACAUCUCUGACAGCGGCCUGAGGCCAGGGCGUCACCCAGAGGAGGAUGACAUAGUGCCUGAGCUGACCCGCCUAGUCUACCCCCGAGAGAGACCUGACUGGGAUGAGACCAUCAGCGCCAUGGCGCGAAGCGCCGAGGUCCCCGAACUGAGCGCCGAGCCCCUCUUGCGCUCCUGCAGCAGCACGGCCAGCAUGAAGGUCAAGAACGUCAAGAAACUGUUCUUCACCAAAGGCCACUUCCCCAUGCUGGCUGAGUGUGCCCACUUCCACUACGAGAAUGUGGACUUUGGCACAAUCCAGUUGUCCCUCGCGGAUGAACAGAGUGAAGUGACACGGAAUGGCUUUGAGUCCAAGGAGCUGCAGUAUUUGGUCCAGAUCUACUGCCAGAGCCGAAGCUGGAUUGUGAAGCGCAGCUAUGAGGAUUUCCGUGUCCUGGACAAGCACCUGCACCUUUGCAUCUAUGACCGCCGCUUCUCGCAGCUGCCUGAGCUGCCUCGAUUCGACAGUCUGAGGGAUCGUGCCGAGGCAGUUUCCCAGAUGCUGAUGGCUUACCUCUCCCGCUUCUCAGCGAUCGCUGACAACAAGAUCAACUGUGGGCCCGCCCUCACGUGGAUGGAGGUUGAUAACAAGGGCAACCACUUACUGGUCCACGAGGAGUCUUCCAUCAAUGUACCCGCCAUCGCCGCCGCCCAUGUCAUCAAACGCUACAUCGCACAGGCCGCCGACGAGCUCUCCUUCGAGGUUGGGGACAUUGUGUCAGUGAUUGACAUGCCCCCCAAAGAGGACACCACAUGGUGGAGGGGCAAGCACGGCUUUCAGGUUGGCUUCUUUCCCAGUGAGUGUGUGGAGCUGAUAAACGACAAGGUGCCGCAGUCCGUCACCAACUCGGUGCCAAAACCAGUGUCUAAGAAGCACGGGAAGCUGAUCACGUUCCUGCGCACCUUCAUGAAGUCCAGGCCCACCAAGCAGAAGCUGAAGCAGCGGGGCAUCCUCCGGGAGAGGGUGUUUGGCUGUGACCUUGGGGAGCACCUCCUCAACUCGGGCCAUGAUGGUGAAACACUCCCUUUCUUUCUCUCUCACAAACACACAGUUCCCCAGGUACUCAAGAGCUGCACAGAGUUCAUUGAGAAGCAUGGCGUGGUGGACGGCAUGUACCGCCUCUCUGGAAUCGCCUCCAACAUCCAGAAACUACGGCAUGAGUUUGACUCAGAGCAGAUCCCCGACCUGACUAAAGACGUGUACAUCCAGGACAUCCACUGUGUAGGCUCCCUGUGCAAGCUCUACUUUCGUGAGCUGCCCAACCCCCUGCUCACCUAUCAGCUCUACGAGAAAUUCUCUGAGGCCGUCUCCGCAGCUACAGAUGAGGAGCGGCUCAUCAAAAUACAUGAUGUCAUCCAGCAGCUGCCGCCGCCGCAUUACAGGACUUUGGAGUUCCUCAUGAGGCACCUGUCCCAUCUGGCCACCUUCAGUUACAUUACCAACAUGCACAGCAAGAACCUGGCCAUCGUCUGGGCCCCCAACCUACUGAGGUCCAAGCAGAUAGAGUCAGCCUGCUUCAGCGGCACGGCAGCCUUCAUGGAGGUCCGCAUCCAGUCGGUGGUGGUGGAGUUCAUACUGAACCACGUAGACGUCCUCUUCAGCCCCAAGCUCAGCUCGCUCAUACGGGAGGGAGCAGGACACAACUCGUUGUCGCGGCCCAAGUCCCUGCUGGUGUCAUCCCCCUCUACCAAGCUGCUGACCCUGGAGGAGGCCCAGGCCCGGACCCAGGCCCAGAUCAACUCCCCCGUCACAGCCGACAGCAAGUACAUUGAGGUGGGGGAGGGCCCUGCAGCCCUGCAGGGCAAGUUCCACACCAUCAUCGAGUUCCCUACUGAGAGAAAGAGGCCCCCAAUCAAGUCCAAGAAGUCUCCGGUGGGCAGCUGGCGCUCCUUCUUCAACCUGGGCAAGUCCUCGUCCAUGUCCAAGCGCAAGCUGCACCGCAACCCCAGCGAACCCAACGAACUCCAGGCCAUGGCAGGAGGCAGAGGGGACACUGGGACACUCCGAUCCUCCAAAAGCGAGGAGUCACUCACCUCGCUACACAACGUUGAAGGAGAGUCGAAGGUGUACCGUCCGCGGCGGCCCCGCUCCAGCAGCGAUGCCCUCUCUGCCUCCUUCAAUGGGGACCUGCUGGACAGCCACAUCUGGCAGCACUGCAACUUCUACGACGACCUUACCCAGGACCACAGCGGGGGCCCCACCCACGACAGAGGGGACAGCAACGGGGACGAGGGGCCCAUCUGCGUGCCCGCCCUCAUUUCGCCUCCGUGUUUGGCCAACGAAGACGUGGACCUUAGCCUCCCCGACAUCGGCAUGGCCUCGUUGGACUUUGACCCCAUGUCGUUCCAGUGCAGCCUGCAUGAUGGCUCUUUCUCCUUCCCCCUCGGGCUGAGUGAUGUAGCCAUGGGCGCGGCGGGUGAGAGCACCAGUCUAAAGAGGAGCCAAGGCAGCAUUGACAAUGGCUCGGUGCCUGUCUCACCCUCCUUCCCGGGGACAUUCACCUUCCCCUUCCUGUCACCCGACCUCAGCCCGGCCACGAGAAAGAAAGCUGAGAGCAAGAAGCUGACCUGCUCCGUUUCUUUUCCAGACAAACCGUUACAGGUUUCCCCUAUAAAGUUUAAGGCGACCAUUCUAGCCAUUUCAGAGCCAUUUGCCAUGGCGUUUCCCAGUAGGCUUACAGAAAACUACGUUGUUCCCCAGCCCCCCCCUCCCUCCUCGGGACAGCCCGGGGAUUCUCCAACAUUAAUGGGCUCAGGGGAGCCGUCGCUGAGUGAGGCCUUCCAGAUGGAGCUGCACUGUAAACUCUCCACCUUCGACAAUGACAUCAACACUGAGAGCCAAGUCUCAACAGAAGAGAGCACUGCCCAGCAACCUUCAGCAACCAGUAGCCAGGAACAGCCAGGAGCCAUAGCUAGUCUGGACUCUCCAAAGGGUACCCCUAGCCCUCUCAGCUCCCCCUCCGUGUCCCCUCUUCCUCCCUUGCCCCCUCAGAAGAACUCUGCCCACAUGCUGGCCCUGGCAGAGUCCGCCCAACACUAUUCCAUCCUGACCCAGAGGUCCUCCCAGACCCAGUCCCCCAUCAGGUCCAAGGUGCCCUCACACUCCCUUGACUGGACCCCUCCCACAGCCCUGUUCCCCCAGACUUCCCUCAAGAAGGGACCCAGAACAGGAGCAGCCCAGAACCCAACCCUAAGCACCACCACCCCAAACAUCGCCCCUUCUUCCUCUCUCCCUCCCACCACCCCUACUGACAAACAGCCAAGCCAGUCAGCCAGCCAUCAGUCAAUCAGUACGUCCACCAGUGCUAAGUCCCCCUCCACUCCUCCCAGAGCCAGACAGGAUAUAGAUUUCACCCCACCAGCAUCCCCCCACCACCCGUGUAUCACCACUCCCUCCAGACCUCCUGCCCAUGUGUCCCCCACUCGGAGGAGUCCAGAGAGGCAGCAGCCCGCCGUGGGCCAGGUAGCGGUCAGCAGCACUGGAUCCUCCACCACCACUCCCAGCAGCAAGGAGAUGGAUGUCCUGCCACAGCCUGCUCCUGAGGUCCAUGUAAAUGAUAGCGUCUGGUCGCCAACUCUUCCGAAACCUUUGGAGCAGCCAGUGGCAGUUCUGCAGCCUCAGCCUCCGCCUAAAUCACAGCCUCAUAUACAGUCACAGCCCCAUCCCCAGCCUAACACCAGAGUGGCCCCCACCCCAGCCGAGCAAGUGGAGAGACCAUGGGAGGCCAUAAAGCCAGUAGAGCCCCGCAUGGAGCCUGCGACCCGCCAUCAUGCCCAUGGGCCAACACCGCCAACGCCUCCCGUCCGCUCCAUCGAGAGCAAACUGGCAACCGCUGUGCUCAGCCACACAGAGGCUGCCAACCCUGCCAUCUUCCACAACAUCCUGGCAGAGGCCUCCACUCCUGAAGAGGCCCUCACCCAUCCUCCCCCUCCCACGCUAAAGUCUUCCACCCACCAGUCAGCCUACCUCUACCACACCAAGGGAGAGGCUGCCUUACUGGAGCCUCCUAAGGAGGCCUACUACCACCAACGGGCCAUUCCCGUGGGGAAACCUUCAUACCACUACCGGUCAGACAGUGUUCCGUCACACCUCUCCUACGUGUCCAAGUCGGAGCCUCAGAUACCUUACAGUACCCGCACGGACCACCGCUACAACACCCAUGCUCACUCCAGGUUCUACCACCAGUCUAUGAAGCACCGCGGGCCCCCCAGGAGGGGCGAGUACAUCUCCCCCAGCCCGGGCUAUGGUCCCAUGGAGGGAGCCCCAGUCUACCCCGCCAUCCGCAGGGUGCACUCGCUACACGUGCCCUCAACCAUUCGUUCAGUGCCCAUCCAGCGGACCGAGGUUCCUCCGGACGACGAGCUCUUGUACUACCAGCGGCCCUUCUACCAGUGCAAGGCCUAUCAGCAGCAGCCGCAACAGUUCUCUCAGGCCGACUACCACGUCACCCAGCUCCAGCCUUACUUUGAGAAUGGCCGGGUGCAGUACCGUUACGGCCCCUAUUCGCCUGGCGCCAACCCGCUGGACGCCCCUUACUACGAUGUGGACCCCUAUGGGACCAUCCGGCCGCGGCACUUACACUCGUUCAGCAGCCGGGACCUGGGGCCCACCCUCAGCCGGUCGGGGGGCAAGGCGGGCGGCUACCACUACCUGUCCCGCCCUGUCCUUCCACCUGGAAAGGAGCAAAGCUUGUUCAGCAGAGAUGUGCCUCCGGGCCACAGCUCCAAGGGAGCCGCCUUCUACUUUGCUUGGGACCCCGAGGAGUCGGAAAUGCUCCGGAUGCAUUCCAUCCGCAGGGAGAGCCGGGCAAGGCAGAAGGUCAGGGGUCCUGUCAUGUCUCAGUAUGACAACUUAGGCCUGUUCAUGCCUGGCGACCUGGGGGGGUACGAAACCCUACACCUGCGCAGUAAGUCAGACCCCAGCAGAUCCGUGCUGAUGUCUGCCGAGAGUAAAGAUGGGUGUUACGGCGUACCGCCAGGCUCCCAGCACGCUCCCCGACACUUGGUGUUAGACCCUGACGUCCUCAUGUACAUGGAGACAGAGAACCACUGUCAGGGUACCGCCACUGGGGACAAACAAAGAAGCUCCAGGACCUGCCAGGCCUCCCACUCGCACCAAGUCCAACACCCACCCCGCAACCAGUCCCAUCAGCAGGACCCCAGUCGACACGACCCAGGGGACGGAGCUCGGAGCUUCCAACCUCGCUACCAACUGUCCGAUCUAGACCGGCAUCCGAACAGGGCCAAAACACCCGUUGGUUACCAGGACAAAGAUGACCAGCAACAACAGUCGGCCCCCGUCAAAGCGCAGGCCCCUCCCAAGCCUGAGCGGUCGCAAUGCGUCCGAGAGCAGCAGCAGCACUACAGCCAAGCCGCCAUGCCCAAGUCAGACAGAGAAUACUCAUACCAGCCCCACGGUGGGCAGCAGAGACACUGCACCAUGACGGUACAGUCCCACUACGACAACAUGGAUGACUACCACCCGGCAGCAUUACCUCAGCCACAGGCCCCCAUGCAAAACCCCUGUGGGGGCUCCUCGGGCUCUUUCCCCACCAACCCUGGCUUCACGGCCAGCCACAGCAACAGAGCGUACUCUACUGCCUUGGGCCAGGGUGCCUUCAUCCCAGCUGAACUGGCCCUGCAGAGGCCCGAGACAGAAAUACAUGCAGAAUGAAGAAGAGACUUGAGAAAAAUGUGUCAAACAAACUUUUGCCCGGGUUUUAGGAAGCAAAUAAGUGACUCAACUGGAGACUCAAAGUUCCACAGCCUCUGCAGCACAGCCUCUGCAGCACAGCCUCUGCGGGACAGCCUCUGCAGGACAGCCUCUGCAGGACAGCCUCUGCAGGACAGCCUCUGCAGGACAGCCUCUGCAGCACAGCCUCUGCAGCACAGCCUCUGCAGCACAGCCUCUGCAGGACAGUGGACUGUUGUUGGACCGUUUCACAUUAUUUUUCUUCCCUGUAUUUUUUAUGAAUUGUAAAAAUCUAAUUAUAAGAUACUUUUUACAGAAUGUACUGAAUUAACCAUAAUUUCUUCAAUUGUUCUAAGAAGCCAUGUGGUCAUGACUCAUUGAAAUGGUGGCAGAUCAUAGAAAUGUUUAUGAUAUUAUAAACAAAAGGAAUGUGAAACCAGAAUUGCAAACAAUGUUUUAAAAAAAAUGUUUGAUUUCCAGCAUAACAGGAAUGACGGUUUGCAUUUUAGAAAUGCAUGUACUCUUCAAUCACUUACAGAACAGUUCUAUGUACCACUGUAUCCAUUGUACUUUCUGGAUGUUACAGUACAAGUUGUUGUGGGAGAAAAUCUGUUUAAAUCAUCGUGCCCUCCCUCCUGUCUCUGUGUACUCAUGGCGGUGCAAUAUGUUUCAGUCUUCAAAAAUCUCUGAAUUGGGGUCGGGCCCAAGAGUACUAGAACUACACUGGGUACUUUCACCUAGUACAGUAGGGUUAUGUUCAUAUUUUAUUUGCUCUGUGACUGUGCCAUUCUUAGAUUUUAUGUAUUUUUGCUAUAAAGCAGAGUGAAUUUAAAUAUAAUGGAUUUUUUUGGUACAGAGGCUUGUUCUUCAUUGUAAGAGGGACAAAACAUUUUGUCAGUCUUUUUGAUCGUGAAAGCAUUCCUGCUCAUGUAUGGGCUAACGACUGGUUAUGAGAAUGACAAUGUUACCUGGGGAGCUGUAAAAUAAUAAUUAUUUUACAAUGUGUUUUGUUUUGUAGUCUUGUUUUUUUCUGCCAAUUGCAAAGAACUUCAAUGGACUAACUUAAUAAAGUUAUGAAAAAUG